AUGUUGAAAACACUUACCUCCUUAACUAUCCUUGACAUUUCUUUUAACUCCUUCAAUUCCACGGAUAUACUAAAUUCUCUAUGUAAUCAUGCGAGUCUCAUUCGUUUGGAUCUAAGUGACAAUCCACUUGAAGGAUCACUUCCUGCUUGCCUUGGAAAUUUGACUUCUCUCAGGUUAUUUGAUCUAGGAAACAACAAAUUUGGUGGAGAAAUACCAAGUGAGUUGGGUAAUCUCAAACAGCUAGAAACUUUGUCACUCCGUUUCAAUCAUUUCAUCCGAGAAAUUCCCGACCAACUCUGCAACUUAUCAUCUCUAGCAUUUCUAUCUCUUUCUGAAAACCGGCUGACAGGAAAAAUUCCUCUGUGCUUCGGAAACUUGCAGCAACUCAGUGGGUUGUAUUUAAGUAAAAACAAUUUCCAGGGGGCGCUACCAUCAGUGUUGAAGAAGUUGAAACAUUUAUCAGAACUCGAUCUCAGCGGGAAUAACUUUUCAGGCCCUGUACCUGAAUGGGUUGGAGAAGAGUUAACACAAUUACAGAGUCUUAAUCUUCACUCCAACAAGUUCUAUGAUCUGCUGCCUUCAUCACUGAAGAACCUGAAACUUUUAACCCAACUUGAUCUCGGAGGCAAUCAAUUAACUGGCGCCAUACCAGAUUGGAUUGGUGAAGAACUAUCUGGAUUGUGGAACCUUGUCCUUUCGUCGAACCACUUCCACGGCGUGCUUCCGUCGUCAUUGAAGAACUUGAAAGUCUUAACAAAUCUUCAUCUUGGCUGGAAUAAUUUGACAGGGACCAUACCAGAGUGGAUCGGCGAAGAGCUAUCAGAAUUUUGGGAUCUUAGACUUCAAUCUAAUAAUUUCAAUGGAUCACUUCCUUCUUGCCUUGGAAAUUUGACAUCUCUCAUGGUAUUUGAUCUCGGACACCACGAAUUCGGUGGAGAAGUACCUUGUGAAUUAGGUCUUCUGAAACAGCUGCAAACUUUCUCGCUUGGUUUCAAUCAUUUGUAUGGUACAAUUCCUUCUACUCUAUGGCAACUCACCAAAUUACAAGAACUUGAUAUUUCAGUGAAUUCGUUGACUGGCGAGGUGUCGGAAAUCCACUUGAGGGAACUCAAAUCUUUAAAAUCUUUGGAUCUUCCAUCCAAUCAGUUUAUUAUUGAGUUCCCAAUGGAUACCUCCAUUUCAGCUUCCGCACAUAGGGCUGGAUUCUGUGUUUCAUGGGGUGCUUCCGUCCUCAUUGAAGAACUUGAAAACAUGGAUUACACUUCAUCUCGGGAUGAACCAAUUUACAGGCACCAUACCCGAUUGGAUCGGCGAAGAAUUGCAACUAUUAGGGGACCUUAG
Molecule: messenger RNA, 1341 nt
Organism: Oldenlandia corymbosa var. corymbosa
Lineage: Eukaryota; Viridiplantae; Streptophyta; Magnoliopsida; Gentianales; Rubiaceae
Source: the annotation of a GenBank genome assembly